Polistes dominula (European paper wasp) is the source of this 1886-nucleotide messenger RNA. RefSeq lists its product as uncharacterized. Gene Ontology annotation, biological process: fatty-acyl-CoA biosynthetic process; long-chain fatty acid metabolic process. NCBI's taxonomy places the organism in Eukaryota, Metazoa, Arthropoda, Insecta, Hymenoptera, Vespidae. The record is from RefSeq and is a predicted model, not a curated record. Gene Ontology annotation, molecular function: long-chain fatty acid-CoA ligase activity.
AUAAAUUUAAAAAAAAAAAAAAAAAAAAAAAACAUACAAAUCAUGUCGAUGUAUCGUUCGUUAUUUUCAAGACGAAUAAUAGGCGCUAAUUUAUUUCGAUCUAUUGAUAAAUUAUAUCAUUACUAUUAUGAUAAAACACAUUUAACGAGAUUACUUUCUUAUUAUCGUUCAUCGAAUGAACAAAGACAAUUGAAAACAAAUAAUACACGUGAUAAUAUUUUAAAUAGUCCGUUCAUGAAUAUACAUGGAUACGAAAAUGCACUGUUGCACGAAACUAUUUUUCAAGAUGUAAACAAAUGGCCGAACAAUAUUGCAAUAGAAUGUGCAAUCACUGGCAGAUCGUAUACUUAUCAACAAUUGAGAAAACAUGUUGGUCGAUUGGCAAUGUCAUUACGUAAAGCAAAACUUUUACAGCAUGAUACAAUAGCUAUUAUUUUACCUAAUAUUCCUGAAUAUGCUAUCAUUUUAUUCGCUGCGGUUGAAGCUGGCCUUCGUAUAACAUCGUUAAAUCCUACAUGGAACAGCUUGGAAAUAAUGAAACAAAUUGAAAAUUCCGAAACUAAGGCUAUUUUUACCAAUCCUUUAAUAUAUCCUACUGUAAAAAAAAGUAUAGAAAAUAAUUCGCAAAUCAAAUUACCAAUAAUAAUAGUUAACGAUGGAAGUGGAUCAAUACCAUCUGGUACGAUCAAUUUCAAUGAUUUCAUGAAAGAAGAUAUCGAAGAAUUUACCAAAAAUCAUAAGACUGGUGUUAAUCCUGAGGAUGAUGUUUUUUUAUUAUAUUCUAGUGGUACCACUGGAUUACCUAAAGGUGUUCAAUUAUCUCAUAGGAACAUUGUUGCAAAUAUACUUCAAAUAAGUUGUCCAGAAAUUGCAUUAUUAACACCUGCUACCGAAACGAUGCACGAUGUUGUACCAAUGGUACUACCCUUUUUUCAUAUAUAUGCUUUAGUACCACUUAUGAGUUCUUAUUUACGAGCAGGAGCCAGAUUGGUGUGUCUACCACAAUUUUCAGUAGAAAAUUAUAUGAAACUUCUUGAAAAUUAUAAACCAACAUUACUAUACUUGGUACCACCGAUCAUACAAAUGAUGGUUAAUAAUGAAAAUGUUACAUCGAAGCAUGUACAAAAUGUAAGGGCUGUUGUGUCAGGAGCUGCACCAAUAGGUACAGAUACUAUUAAUAAAUUUCAUGAACGUAUCAGCAACAAGGUCACAUUUUUGCAAGGGUACGGUAUGACUGAAACUGGUCCAGUAAUAUCAUUAAGUAAGAAUGGUCCUAGCAAUUCGGUGGGUUAUCCUGUUCCUAACACACAAGUACGUAUUGUCCAAUACAAAGAUGAUCAAAGUAUUAACGUUGGACCAAAUGAAACUGGAGAAAUCUAUGUUAGAGGACCUCAAGUAAUGAAAGGUUAUUAUAAAAAUCGUCAAGCAACUGAAGAGAUUAUGGAUGGUGAUUGGAUUAAAACUGGUGAUGUAGGAAAAUAUGAUGAAUCAGGAUAUUUAUACAUCGAAGGACGCACCAAAGAAUUGAUCAAAGUAAAAGGUUUUCAAGUAGCACCUGCAGAAUUGGAAGAUAUUAUUAGAGGUUUAGAUGUUAUUGAUGACGUUGCUGUAAUCGGCGUUCCUCAUGACAAAUAUGGCGAAAUUCCAAAAGCUUUUAUAGUAACGAAAAAAGGAGUUACCGUUAAUUCGGAUGACGUUAAAAAUUUCGUUGCCAAACAGGUCUCCAGUUAUAAACAAAUAGGACACGUACAGUUCAUCGACAAAAUUCCUAAAAGUGCGGCUGGCAAAAUUUUAAGAAAAGAACUACACAAUAUGUGAUUUUUACGUAUCUACGCAGAAGUAUACAUAGGGUUUUUUUUUUUUUUUUUUUUUAUAUACAAAAAUUC